GGCGGGGUCGCUGGGGGGGCGGGGCCGGAGCGCCCAUGGCGGCGCCGCGCGUGGUGCUGCUGCUGAGCGGGAAGAGGAAAUCGGGGAAGGAUUUCGUGGCCGAGGAGUUGCGGAGCCGGCUGGGCCCCGAUGUCUGCACCAUUCUGCGCCUCUCUGGGCCCCUCAAGGAGCAGUACGCCAAGGAGCAUGGUCUCGACUUUCAGCGGCUCCUGGAUGCCAGCACCUACAAGGAGACGUUCCGUCAGGACAUGAUCCGCUGGGGCGAGGAGAAGCGCCGCACCGACCCCGGCUUCUUCUGCCGGGCAGCAGUCGAGGGGGCACUGCAGCCAGUGUGGGUGGUGAGUGACACACGGCGCCUCUCGGAUGUGGAGUGGUUCCGGGAUGCCUACGGGGAUGUGGUGCAGACUGUGCGGGUGGUGGCUGCUGAGGAGACAAGGAAGAGGAGGAACUGGGUCUUUGUCACUGUGGGAGCAAGAGGCUUUGGAUCAAGGCCCCGAGCUCGGGGGGUGAGGUCAUGAUGGGGGUACAGACAGACAUAUCCUGACCAUCCUUGGGGCCUCCCUGGGCUCU
Catharus ustulatus (Swainson's thrush) is the source of this 570-nucleotide messenger RNA. RefSeq names its product phosphomevalonate kinase (gene PMVK). Bases 36 to 518 code for a protein of 160 amino acids. Gene Ontology annotation, biological process: cholesterol biosynthetic process; isopentenyl diphosphate biosynthetic process, mevalonate pathway. Gene Ontology annotation, cellular component: cytoplasm. Gene Ontology annotation, molecular function: phosphomevalonate kinase activity. The record is from RefSeq and is a predicted model, not a curated record. The transcript has 5 exons. NCBI's taxonomy places the organism in Eukaryota, Metazoa, Chordata, Aves, Passeriformes, Turdidae.